UUUGACCCAGACACAACUCAGCAGCCAAAAUGAACAGCGUGUACAGCGAGCAGCCAAUUUCGAGCUUUGUGUUCAGCACCGAGGGCACCCAGCAAUCCUUCCACCAUCAGUGGCAUGUGGGGGAGCAGUUGCAUGAGUGCAGCAGCUGCUACAGCAGCAUCGAUGCCGAUGAGCCGCCCAGCCAGCACUGGCUGCGACAUGCCGAAGACCAACGCCCCCAACUCAGCAAACAGCAGCAGGCUGUCCUGGACAUCAUUGAGGCACGUCAAAUUGAGACAUUCUUCUUCUGUGACGAGAGUGCCCAGCAUCAGUUGCAGCAAUUCAUGGCGGAGACUUGCGAUCGAGCUGUGCCCGAGUUGCUGCGCUGGAUGUUCCACAAUGGCACACAGCGAGUCGAGUUCAAUGUGGCGUGCUAUGUGCACGUCCAGAAUCAGGUGCUCAUCUUCCAGAGCGGUACACUUUGCGUCCAGCAUCACUACGACAUUGAGGAAUGCGUCAGCGUUGUCUACGAGCUGAUGACCCAGCGCAUUGCCAACUAUCUGUGCAGCAGUCACGAUGUCAGCCUCGAGGAAUGCAGCAUUACCCGCAUGCGUAUCCAGUUGAAACGCAGACGCGAUGAUAAUGAAUCUUCCGAAUCCCCCUCAGCACUGCCGCUGCAGCUGCGUCAGGAGUCGAUAACUGGCAACAGUACCAGCAGCAGCAGCAGCAGUGAGACGGAAUUGGCCAGUUUGCGGGCAGCCUACGUUAAACAUCAGCGUGAAUGCAACGGCUAUUUUCCGUCGAAUAUGCGCGUUAAUCUGUACGGCUUGCAACAGUGCCGCAUCACCAAGGAGCUGUAUGUGGUGCCAUAUCACAUUAGCGAGACCUUGCAGCAGCGACCCAACAAGAAUUUCCUCAUCUUGAACGAUAUUAUGGGGCAGUUUCAGCGACUGCACGAGUUGCAUGCCCCUGUGGCAGCGGCGAAUAACAGCAACCGUUCCCGUUCGCGUCCCUUGAAGUGCCGGCGGUGUCGAGUGGAGUUUAAGUGCCGCAGCCGGUUGCACAUCCAUCAGGAGUUGCGUUGCGGCCAGGACUUUAGCGUGGACAGCAUGCAUCCGGAUAUUGUCGAGGUCUACGAGCAAUGCCUGCCCAUUUCGCGCUGUGCCUCACAGUACGCCUGCUAUGGCAUUACGAGACCCAAAACAAUUAUGCGCAAGGGUCAAUUUGUGCCCAUCGAAUGCGACUGGCGCAGAAAGAGCUCCGUUCAGGUGCAACAUGGUCCCUGCGUGGUUAUUAGCAAUGCUCAGUUCACUAGUCCCUGUAAAUAG
Molecule: messenger RNA, 1307 nt
Organism: Drosophila grimshawi
Lineage: Eukaryota; Metazoa; Arthropoda; Insecta; Diptera; Drosophilidae
Product: protein terminus
Exons: 1
Coding region: 30-1307 (425 amino acids)
Source: RefSeq, a predicted model, not a curated record